This is a messenger RNA of Dentiscutata erythropus, 1803 nucleotides long. NCBI's taxonomy places the organism in Eukaryota, Fungi, Glomeromycota, Glomeromycetes, Diversisporales, Gigasporaceae. The record is from the annotation of a GenBank genome assembly.
AUGUUUGCAAGAUUCUCCCGCUGUACAAUAAACAGUGCUAAAGCAUUGUUAGUCAAUCGUUCCAAUCGUGCAUUUUCAUUGACUUCUCAAAUAAAUCGAGCUCGUAUUCCAGUUAAAGAAAUAGAUCCAACCAUUAUAAUUCCUGAAGAUCCUUAUAUUUUAGCAGAAUGGGUAAGAAAAUUUGGAGAAGCAAAUCGAUUAGAUGAUGCCAUAAGCGUAGUUUGGAACGCAAAAAAAAGUGCGCAGUCUGAAGUUGUGUGGAAUCAUUUAAUUAUUGAAUGCGUUAAAAACCGAAAAUUUCAAAUGGCAUUUAGAAUGUUUAAUGAGAUGAAAAAACACGGAUUCGUCCCAAACGAACAAAGUUUUACAAUUUUAUUAAAUGGCCUUGCAGACCAUCGCCCAUUCGUAGAUAACAUAUUGCAAGCACGUAGAAUGAUCGACAAUAUGCAAGAUUUAACAAAAGCCAAACCAGUAGAAUUAAAUGUAAUUCAUGUGAAUUGCCUUUUAAAGCUUUGUUCGCGACUUAACAAUUUUGAAUCGUUGCAAGAAAAUUUCAACGAUAUGAUGAGAAUGGGUAAUUGGGCUCCUAAUAAAGAAACUUUUACCAUUAUUUUUAAUGCUUGUGCAAGAAAUGGUGAAAAAGGGUAUCUUAUGGCUAUUCAGUUAUGGAAUCAAUUAAAUUCCUUAACUUCUAAACAAAAGAAACAACAAUCACAAGUCAGAGAACCUGAUGGAUAUGGAGCGGAUUUUGCACCUGACUCUGGACAUGAGAUUGAAAUGGAUGAUGAACUUGUGAGAUCAAUGCUUUUGGUAUGCAACAAAACUAAGAAUUAUGACAAAGGAUUUGAAAUAUUACAAAGUGUUUAUGGAUUUUCAAUAUCAUCCGAAUUGUCGAAAAAAAAGACAUCAUCGAUAUUAUCGAAUAAACAUUUAAUUUCACCAAAGUCUGUUGAUAUAAUGUUAAAUCUUUGCAUAGGCGCACGUCAAUACGAAAAAGGCAUAAUUUUAUUCAAUGAAACAUUAAAUCAAUUUCCAGAUAUAACACUUGAUAUUCAUAAUUUUAACAAAUUAAUAAUUUGUUAUAACCAGUUAGGAAAAUUUACGAAAUCAAUAGAUACAUUCCAACCAAUUCGUGCUCGAGAUUUGGAGCCAACAUUAGAAACGUAUGAUUUGUUAUUAACUGCAUGUCGUAUAACAGAAGAUUGGGUAGCCGGAAAAGAAUUUUUCGAAUUAAUAAUAAAACAGAAAAAAGAGAUUAGUUUAGAUUCGCAUUUAUUAAAUAUGAUAUUAGAAUUGUCCAUGUUAAAUCGCAAAUCUGAGGGUUCUCCGGAAAAGGUUCGUUGGACAUUAGAACAAAUUGAAUCUCUCGGGCCGCGUUAUCCUGAAAAAAUAAGAAAUCUUUCAAAAAUUAAUAAGCCUAAUGCUAGUAAAUUUGGGAACGCAUCUAUGCCGUUAUAUAAUAUUUAUGAUAUUAGAUAUUUAAAGAGGAUUAUUCUAGCUUACGAAAUCGUACUGGAUCCAAAAUUUAUCAAUAAAAUUGAUGAAAAACAAAAAUCACAAUGGAAAGAAAAUUUCGAAUUUUAUAAAACAGUUUUGGCUGAGCAUGAAGGCCGUAGUCAAAAAAGUGAUGAAAGCAUUCCACCAGAACGACGGUAUGAUAUGAGAUCAGCAUGGAGGUAUAUAGAUCAAUUUAAAGGUAAAAGGAGGAUUGAUAAAAAAUAUGCGAGAACAUUUGAUGAUGAUGUAAGAUCAGAUAAACAAUUUGAUUCUGAUAAUAUAAACAAAUUAAAAAAUAAAAAUUAA